UUAUGCUGUUAAUUUUGAAAACAUCGAUCAGAAACAGCGUGUUUUGUUUGUUCUUUGGGAAACAAGUCGAUGGAGAAUUUGGAAUUGGUUGAGACGGUUGUUGUGGUUUUGGGUUCUAUGUAUCUGUCGCGGAAAAUUAUCAGACACAUGUGGGGCCUCUUGAAUGUAGAAAAGGAGCCUAUUACAGUACUAAUCACUGGUGCUGCAGGACAAAUAGGUUAUGCUCUUGUUCCAAUGAUUGCUAGAGGGGUCAUGCUGGGUCCAGAUCAGCCUGUCAUUCUGCACAUGCUUGAUAUUGAACCUGCUGCUGAGGCCUUGAACGGGGUGAAAAUGGAAUUGAUUGAUGCUGACUUUCCUCUUCUUAGGGGUGUUGUUGCAACUACUGAUGCCAUUGAGGCUUGUAAAGGUGUUGAUAUUGCAAUCAUGGUUGGCGGAUUCCCCCGGAAGGAGGGAAUGGAGCGGAAGGAUGUGAUGUCCAAAAAUGUAUCCAUUUACAAGACCCAAGCUUCAGCUUUGGAACAGCAUGCCUCUCCAAAUUGCAAGGUACUAGUGGUUGCUAACCCGGCCAACACCAAUGCACUCAUCCUGAAAGAAUUUGCCCCUUCAAUACCAGAGAAAAAUAUCACAUGCCUUACAAGGCUUGACCAUAACAGAGCCCUAGGCCAAAUAUCAGAGAGGCUGCAAGUUCAUGUUGGUGAUGUGAAGAAUGUAAUCAUCUGGGGGAAUCAUUCUUCAACUCAGUACCCUGAUGUCAAUCAUGCAACUGUAAGCACCAGCGCUGGACUGAAACCUGUCAGAGAACUUGUUGGUGAUGACAAUUGGCUAAAUACCGAGUUCAUUGCUACUGUGCAACAGCGUGGCGCAGCUAUAAUCAAAGCACGAAAGCUGUCUAGUGCAUUAUCUGCUGCAAGUUCUGCUUGUGAUCAUAUACACGAUUGGGUUCUUGGGACUACCAAGGGAACGUGGGUUUCAAUGGGAGUGUACUCAGAUGGGUCUUAUGGAAUUCAACCUGGCCUUAUUUACUCUUUUCCUGUUACUUGUGAGAAAGGAGAAUGGAAGAUUGUGCAGGGGCUCAAGAUUGAUGAGUUUUCAAGGGGAAAGAUGGAUGCCACCGCAAAAGAGCUUAUGGAGGAGAAGUCAUUGGCUUAUUCAUGCCUCAACUGACAAUGAGUUUAUGUUUCUUUGAAAUAAAGAUAAUGGAGGGAUAAUCUAUAAUUUCAUUCAGUUAUCUUUCAGAAACUUAGAUGUUAUUCGGCCAUUUUAUGCGAUCAAAAUAAAUAAACCUCCCUCCAGUUGCUGAA
Messenger RNA from Rhododendron vialii, 1301 nucleotides. RefSeq names its product malate dehydrogenase-like. The transcript has 7 exons. The record is from RefSeq and is a predicted model, not a curated record. Gene Ontology annotation, biological process: oxaloacetate metabolic process; malate metabolic process; tricarboxylic acid cycle. Lineage: Eukaryota; Viridiplantae; Streptophyta; Magnoliopsida; Ericales; Ericaceae. Bases 70 to 1164 code for a protein of 364 amino acids. Gene Ontology annotation, molecular function: L-malate dehydrogenase (NAD+) activity.